This is a messenger RNA of Suillus subaureus, 162 nucleotides long. RefSeq lists its product as uncharacterized. The record is from RefSeq and is a predicted model, not a curated record. The transcript has a single exon. NCBI's taxonomy places the organism in Eukaryota, Fungi, Basidiomycota, Agaricomycetes, Boletales, Suillaceae. The annotation marks the transcript as partial.
GUCGCCCUUCAGACCACAUCUCUAUCUACCGACAGUAUCAUCAUUACAUCCUUCCAACGUGCACCAUUUUGCUGCCAUGAGGACCUUGUUACCAUGCCUCGCCCUGAACUCGUACAGGUUGCUCAGAGCAUCAAUGGACGUCUGCCAAAGGCACUGCAAAUU